Messenger RNA from Xiphophorus maculatus (southern platyfish), 4282 nucleotides. RefSeq names its product lebercilin (gene lca5). Bases 838 to 3258 code for a protein of 806 amino acids. The record is from RefSeq and is a predicted model, not a curated record. The transcript is spliced from 9 exons. Gene Ontology annotation, biological process: intraciliary transport. Gene Ontology annotation, cellular component: axoneme. NCBI's taxonomy places the organism in Eukaryota, Metazoa, Chordata, Actinopteri, Cyprinodontiformes, Poeciliidae.
GCCAUGGCACAGCGUCAGCGGUUGCACUGAAUCAUGGGGAUCGAAAGAUAAAGGUUACGGUUUGGCGUCUGUGCUGUCGCUGUGUUUACGCGGAUGAUUAAAGGGAAAUAUAUUUCAACGACCAGUCAUUACAGCGUAGUUUCUGGGAGAGCGGAGAGAACGUUUUCUGUUUUAAUUACGGAUAAGUCGGCUAAAGCUCGAACUAGCUUGCUACUCCUAGCUAACAUUAGCGGUUUGAAUCUACAAUGAAUCUGGUCCCAGCUAUGAAGUUUGGUCGGAGCGAAACAGCAGAAAAAUAGCGGAAAUAAACGAGCAACAGGCAGGUGGGUACUACUAGCAUCCCAGCGGUAAACGCAGCCUUCAGUUUUCACCUACCUGUUGAAUGUAGGUGUAUUUGUUUUAGCCCCGAUACAAGGAGCAGCUCUGCCCCAACAAGCACUAUUAGCUCUCUAAAUGGGUUUACUAAUGUUCUGCUGCUAAUAAUGUGUUAUUUUUUUACUUCGUGUCUUUAUGUAAAUGUGUCUUAUUUGAUUUAUUAUACCUUUCUUGUAAGAAGGCCCCUUCAGUUAUAGAGAAAAUUUGUUUAGUUACUGUUACUUGGCAUGGAUUGUGUCAACAGUCCACCUGCCAAUCACUCAAACUGCAAUGAUCCGAUAAUUUUGUGUCACAAAGAACUGUACUUAAUUGCUGUUGUGUGUAAGAUGAUGCCUUUUAAUUUUGUUUUGACCAAUUUUUAAACACAAAAAGGGAAUAAAAAGACAGCCCAGUAUAAUGGUUGUUAAAAAAGAUAAAGGAAAGAAGAGGCUAAAAACAGCAGAAAUGACCUGGAUGUGACACAUGGGAUUCAGCACACAUUAUCAAACAGACAGCAUGGAAGAAUCAGAAAAAGUCCCUGAAGCGAUUGAGGACAACCGGAUUCUAAGUCGCCAGUCCCGUCGGAGCACAAAUAAAGAGUCUCCAGCAUCAUCGGGGCAGAGGCACAGAAAGAACCAUCAGGGAAAAAUUCACAGAGAAGACACGAUGGUUGAAAGUGUCGACAGCAGAUCAAAAACAGGAACCUGCCGAUCCGAUCCAGAUCGAGACCGGAUUUCAGAUGGAGAGGGUCGGAGAAGUGACGGGUCACUAUAUUCUGAGGACUAUGAGAACGCUACACAGUCGGAACGCUCACUUUCACCUUUCUCCCAGUCACUCACUCCAUCUCCAGUUCUACAGAGAGGUUGCCAGGCAAAGCAGAUUUCUAGAAGUCCACUACACAAACUACGUGGGGUUGGGCGCUGGAAUGCAUCUCGGCCACAGCGACCUGGAGGCCUUCCUGUCACACAGCACCACCGCAAGGGAAAUCGGUCUCAAAGCAAAGAGUCUACACCGCCUAAAGACCUGGAUCUGGUGACCAAGCGGAUGCUUUCAGCCCGCCUACUGAAGAUCAAUGAAUUGCGGAACUCUCUUGCUGAACUAAAGCAGCAGAAUGAUGAACUGAAGAAGGAAAAUAGAACUCUCAGACAGCUUCAGGUACGUCAGGAGAAAGCCCUGCAGCGCUAUGACGACACAGAAAGUGAGAUUUCCCAGCUCCUGGCGCGCCACUCCAAUGAGAUCCAUGUGCUACGGGAGCGACUGCGGCGCACUCAAGAGCGGGAACGGACAGCUGAGCGGCGGUUAAAGGAGAGCGAGGAGCAGUUGCAUCGGAGCCAAGCCACGGUCACGCGACUAAAGAAGCUGGUGGACCAGCAAGAAUUGGGGACCAGAGAUAAGCUAAGUCGUAGCUUUGAAGAGGAGAAAACUCGGGCCCAAGAGGCACAACGUAAAGUCAAGGACUUGGAGCGCAGCAUUGAGCUGAGCAACAACAGUUUUCAGAGGCAGCUUGCUGCAGAGAAGAAGAAGACUAUGAAUUCUCAGGAGGAGGUGAAGAUUUUGCAGGAGGAGCUGGACCGACUGACCAGUAAACUCAAGGAAAAGGAAAGAGAGCUAGAUGCUAAAAACAUUUACUCCAACCGUUUGGUAAAACCAGCAUUACGGAAAGAUGGUGAAAGUAGUACAAAGCAGAAACUCACAGUACUUUACAGCACCAAGGCAGUACAAACUGAAGACAAAAUGUCAAGUCAGGAUUUCCCCUCUCCACCCCCUGCCAUCAGUGACACCAAUGAGUACAGCGGACAGUCAGCUGGCGAAUACCUGUCUUUGAAGGAUCUUAACAGGGUGGACAAACCAGCAGAGUCAAAUAAGGUUUCUCAAAAAACCGAUGAACACAAAACGAGAGGAAGGCAUGAGGAGGAAUUGGUGAGGGAACAGGAGACGCAGCAGAGAGAGGGACUCAACCAGGAGCUGAAUGUCCUCAAAGAGAAGCUGAGCAGACUAAAAAAUGACAUAAAGAAAGAACAGGAAGAGGAUGAGGAUAGCAAGACGUCAAAUUCCCUGUUCAGCCAGAAAGAAGAAGACAACUACUGGAAGCAUGGCCACGUCCAGGAGGAGGUGGCGCGAUGGAACAAAGAAUCUACGUCCAGUCAGCAGGCGACAGAGGAAGCACGUCGAAAGAAAGAGCAGCUGUUGGCUAAGAUGCGAGAAAUAGAUCGUCAAAACCAGGAAGCACAGGACUCUGUGUUCAUUGAGUCACCUCUUUCUGAAUCCAGAAAAAUUAAUAACGUCGCUUCUCCACAUCCACCUGAGGAUAGAAACCGUAACUUUUCGGUUUUCAACCACUCUGAGUCAGAGGAGACAAGAUCGAUGCUGGCUGGAGAUAGAGAAGAUGGAAGGAGGAGACAAAGUGUGGAGCAUGGAGGUUUUACAGCUGGGAGGAGAGCAUUGCGGCCCCAUACCUCCAGUGAUGACCUGGCAUUUGGAAGGUACGCACCUUCGUUUGGACACUUAGCGUCCCGGGUUUCCCCUCCGCCAAGCGACAGCAAAAACACUGCAUUAGAAGCCAUAGGACUUUUUAAUGUUGGAAUGAUGGUAAUGGAGAAGGAAACAGAAACGAAAACAGAGAAAGACAAGAAAUCAAGCCUCAUGGAGCAGCUGUUUGGUGCCCAGACCAUUCCUGCUGGUGACAGUUUCAGUGCUUCCAAUAAAAUGAAGGUGCUUAAUAGCCCUCCAACAACCAACGGGGUACGUUCAAGACGGGAAGGUUUACAUCGCUUCAGUUCGGGUUCCUCUACACCUCCACCGUCUUCCAGUAUCAUCGACAAGGCUCUAAACGUUGCAGACAGUAAACCUGCCAUCCGUGCCAUCCCCUCCUUUGAUGACGACAUAGAGGAACUCACUUUAUAAAUAAAUAUUUCAGUGGCAGCCAGUGAGUGCAUUCUUUAACCAGGAUAUAACUCAGGUUGAAAUAAUGAUGAAGGGGACUCUUUUGUUUCUCGUCAAAUGAUGCGCAAAACAUUUUUUGUGCAGAACCAGCUCAAAUACAACAUGUCAAAUAUAUUCACACUGUAUUGACUGCCUACAGUGUCAAUGUAAGCAGUCAAUAAUGAAAUAUAACACUUAAACUUUGGGGUUACAUAUGGGAUUUCCUUUUAUUCUGUGCAUUUACUGACAUUAUGAAUUUUUAGUACACUUUUUCAUCUUGGCAACCUGAUAUUUAGAUCAGUUGUUUGGUUGAGGUGGGCCGGCCUUCACUCUGUCCCACUAGUGGAUCUGAAUGAGGUCUCCUAAACAAAAUUAUGUAAUAUUAUCAUUAUUAUAAUUAUUAUUAUACAUCUGUUCUAUAGAUGGAUUUUUAGUCUUUUGAUAGGUUAAAAUAUAAGAAUAUAUAUUUGAAAUAGUUAGACAAUCAGUAUGUUUAGAGUGCUCAUGAGCAUCUAUAAAUGUUUUUAGUGUAUUGGUGUUGUAUGCCCAGCUGUAACAGAAACAUUAUGACUUUUGUUAUGGCUUUCUUUAUCCUGCACUGAUUCCAAAGGCACAGACAACCAGCACUAACAUUCUCAUUUUGGGGGAUUUUUUAUUUUAUUUUAUUCGUUUGUAUACUUAAAAUUAUUUUUGAUCUUGCUAUAAUAUAAACCUGUCAGGGACUACAGAUGAUAAUUAGCCUGUUGGCUAAAUCUUGUCACAUUUUCAGGGUCUGUCCAUGGUAACAGAUGUUCAUAUUUAAAUACAUAAAUAAAAAUCCACCAUUUAUACAGCAACAUUGCACACAAGUGUAAGCACUCUCAGCCUGUCUUUAAUUGAAAUUUAAUUUUACUUCAUUUGUCAGGUAUUUAUAGGCUAUUUGGUACAUUUUUGUGAAAUUGUUUAUUCUUGUAGAUUGUGAUAUAUUUUUAAAUAAUUCCUGAACAAUAAAAAUGGCUUGACAGUU